UGCAAAAACUGCAGUUGCUGUGGGGUCAGCAGGUGGGUGGAGGAAGACCGUCCCCCUUCUGUUGUAGAGAUGAGAUGAGCCUGAGCGAGGAAGGGUUACAGGGGCUGGACUGAUGAUGACAGCGUCCUCCGCCGCUCAGAGGCUGCACACCUGCCGACUCCAUGAGACGCACAGAUGAGAUGAUGGAGCUUUUCGCGCUGCCGGCUCAUCCUGUUGCCACCAUUUCGCACAUCCUGGCACAUGUUUUACAGACGCCUCUGCGCAGUCGUUGAAGUUAAAAUGUGUGUUUUCUCACCGGAUGACGUUUUUAUUUACUGCGAUUAUUGAGCGAUCGUUUUCGAGGCGCUUUCUUCCCCUUCUCCGGGUCGGUUUCCCGGACCGGCUCGCUGGUAGCUAUAAAGAGCAGAAAUGGGAGUCACCGAAUCAAGGUUGCCAGCACCGGUUCGUUCAUGGACCAGAUGGUUGUUCAUAGGAUAAAACAUCAGCUCGAUCAAUGCCAGAAGUUUCCACACUGAGCGGGCUUCAGUCAAGCAAACAAAUGGUCCAAUCAAUAGCAACUGGACACAGUCUAACAUAGGGAGGAUAUCAAUAACACGCUAAUACACUUCACACACGCAGAGGCCAUGGCAACGGAGAACUCUGUCUUCCCUUCACGUCCCGACUCCUUGGCACUCCCCGUAGAGGACAAGGGUGACGGUGAGGAACCGGAGGUGGCCUCUACAGGAGUCUUCAACCUGUCAGAGGAGCUGGGACACGUCGUCACCACUCAGACGACAACAUCCCCUCCCGCCUUGACUAAGGUCAACAGGUCGUUCCAGUCCAAGCUGGCUGAGCGGGAGGCCAACGCCAAUCAGCAAAGGAAGAAGACCCAGGGGACAGAAAAAGAGAGGGGACGGUUCGGGUGGGCCCGGACUCGACGUAAGAGGCAGCGCUAUGUGGAAAAGAACGGUCGCUGCAAUGUGCAACAUGGCAACAUGCGAGAGACCUAUCGCUACCUUACCGACAUCUUCACCACACUAGUGGAUCUCAACUGGCGCUGCUCGCUCUUUGUCUUCGUCAUGGCCUAUGCUGUCACAUGGCUCUUCUUUGGUGCCAUCUGGUACCUCAUCGCCUACAUCAGGGGCGAUCUGGACCAUCUGGGGGAUGAAAACUGGACACCGUGUGUCAACAAUGUCAACGGUUUCAUCUCAGCCUUCCUCUUCUCCAUCGAGACAGAGACCACGAUCGGCUAUGGGCAUCGUGUCAUCACCGACCAGUGUCCGGUGGGCACCAUGCUCCUGCUGCUACAAGCUAUACUGGGAUCAAUGGUCAAUGCCUUCAUGGUUGGCUGCAUGUUCGUGAAGAUCUCUCAGCCCAACAAACGAGCCGAGACGCUGGUGUUCUCCAAACACGCCGUCAUCUCUCUGAGAGACGACAAGCUCUGUCUGAUGUUCCGGGUGGGCGACCUUCGCAGUUCCCAUAUCGUGGGAGCCAACAUGAGGGCCAAGCUCAUUAAAUCCAAACAGACUCAGGAAGGUGAGUUCAUCCCUCUGGACCAGACAGACAUCAGCGUUGGCUUUGAGACGGGAGACGACCGCCUCUUCCUGGUCUCGCCGUUGGUGAUCUCCCAUGAAAUUGACACCCGCUCAGCUUUCUGGGACAUGUCCCAGGCCCAGCUGGAGAAGGAGGACUUUGAGAUCGUGGUCAUUCUGGAAGGGAUGGUGGAGGCCACUG
Molecule: messenger RNA, 1713 nt
Organism: Nothobranchius furzeri (turquoise killifish)
Lineage: Eukaryota; Metazoa; Chordata; Actinopteri; Cyprinodontiformes; Nothobranchiidae
Source: RefSeq, a predicted model, not a curated record